CACAAACACACACUCAGACAUACUGCAAACUCUCCACAGGAAACUCUGAGCCAUAAUGCGAAGGCACCUCAGAGCAGACGGGUGCAUCGCUCAAACCAAGUGGGAUACGGCGCGGCUUUGAUAGUGCGUUAAUUACUCAUGUGAUGUGAUACAGAUGUCUGGGGGCUUCAGCCGAAAGUUUGCCUGACGGUUUCCAAGGGGGCCAGGCAGACAUUUUAGAAGAGCGGUACACUGGGACAGUCUUUCAAUCAGCGAAAUCAAAGCGCCGAAUGUGUUCCAUAAUGGGCACCCCAGCUGCGCAUAUGUUGGUGCUAAUGGCCUGUAUGGCAGCCAGAGGAAUGUGCCAGAUAAACAGAGCCGAAGCAGAGGAGCACUCUGUCCCAGGCCUCCUCGUCCACUCCACCCUCCAGCCUCCAGGUUUCUACAGCACCGUCGGUCCCAGUAUGGGGCCUGGCCUCCACCUGGCGAGCCCAGGUCCACAAGCUGUGGGAUAUCCAAAUGCCAGUGUUGUAAAGAGGCCAGUCCCGCCUCCGAUGUGCACUGUAACUACCUCCAUCAAGACCUAUUUUAAGUACAUCAACACCAUAAUUUCCACUUUAGUGUUUGUGGUCGGUCUGGUCGGCAACGCCACCCUGCUGAGGAUCAUAUACCACCACAAGUGCAUGAGGAACGGGCCAAACGCCCUCAUUGCCAGUCUGGCUCUGGGGGACCUUAUCUACAUCAUCAUUGAUAUACCCAUCAAUGUAUACAAGCUCCUGGCGUCACGCUGGCCCUUUGACGACAGUGCAGUUGGCCUCUGUCUGUGCAAGCUGGUGCCCUUCCUGCAGAAAGCCUCUGUGGGCAUCACUGUUCUGAACCUGUGCGCCCUCAGCGUGGACAGGUACAGAGCCGUAGCAUCCUGGAGCAGAGUUCAGGGAGUGGGCAUCCCUCCGCUGACCGUCAUUGAGAUCUUGUCUAUCUGGAUGCUGUCGCUCCUCCUGGCGGUACCGGAGGCCAUCGGUUUCGACAUGGUCAGCUUCAACUACAGGAACGAAACCUUCCGCACCUGCAUGCUUUACCCCAAGAAUAGCUUCAUGCUGUUCUACAGGGAUGCAAAGGACUGGUGGCUGUUUGGCUUCUACUUUGUCGUGCCGCUGGCCUGCACAGCCUUCUUCUACACCCUGAUGACCUGCGAGAUGCUCAGUCACAGGAAUGGCAGCCUUCGGAUUGCCCUCAGCGAGCACCUCAAGCAGAGGAGGGAGGUGGCCAAAGCCGUCUUCUGCCUCGUCCUCAUCUUUGCCCUCUGCUGGUUCCCGCUGCACCUCAGCCGGAUCCUGAAGCGGACGGUGUACUCCCAGAAUGAUAGCAUGCGCUGUGAGCUGCUCAACUUCCUGUUGGUCCUGGACUAUCUUAGCAUCAACCUUGCAACAAUCAACUCCUGCAUAAACCCCAUUAUCCUCUACUUUGUCAGCAAGAAGUUUAAAAACUGCUUCAAGUCGUGUCUGUGCUGCUGGUGUUACUCUAGCAGCCAGCUGAGCAGCAUCGGGCCCAUGAAUGGCACCAGCAUCCAGUGUAAAAGCCCCGAGCCCAACAACCUCCACACCGACCGCAGCGUCAGGAAAUACAGCGACUGAUCUCCGGCCGGAGGAAUAUUUUCACGCCCUUCCAUAUACCCAGCAGCUUUUAAACCGCAACCAUCGCUCAGCCUGACACGUACACAUCACAAAGUACUUUUACAGUAAAAUGCACACACUCGAGACCACUGAAGCAACAUAUGAGCCUGGCGGAGAUGGAUCAGGAACUGGAGCUAAAAGGAGCAAACAAUGGAUUUGGAUUUGGUGUGCAGCGCUCUGAAGUUCCUCUCAGCGGGUGAAACUUCCUAAAACAAACUUCUUGUAUUCCCACACCCACGGACAGUGACGCUGAAGCGUGAGAGAAGAAGGGGGAGAGCUGGAGGAGGAGGAGGAGGAGGAGGACUUUAACAGGAUGCAGCUGAACAGUGACUAUGAAUUACUCUCAAUCAGUAGCCGAGCGUGCUAUUCCUGUAAAGGGCAACACUACUGGGAAGGAUGCACAAAGCUACAGGAAGGAGAAAGCAGGCUGCGUGCUGUCAGAGGGAAUGAUGGGAGAUGAGUGUACGCCGUCCCCAGGAGUUCACAACUCACUGACGGUGGAAAACAGGAAAGCACGUUACCGACUCGAGCAACAACUCAUUUCCCGUUAAACAUGCGGGAGGCUGCACAGUGUAUUUUACUCACACUCAUUAUACGUUGAGCUGCUUUCUGAUAUAAUUAGAAAGAAUGUUUUGAAGUUCAUUUGCUUCAUGUUUGACCGCUUGACAAUAACUUUUCUGUAAUUCAUCGGGAUGAGGGGGAAAAUAGGACCAUUUCUGCUUCAAAUAUGAAAGAUUUCACAACAGAAUCACAUCCAGUGCCAGGUUUUAGAGCCGAUACGGUGUUUUCAUAGCAUGUGUCAAGCAAACGAUAAAUAUGAAGUAAAGCAUUUUACAGGUCUGAUAUCACCACAGACCAAAGAUGGACAGGAACAAGCUUUUUUUCUAAACACUGUGAAUUUUACCAAAUAUAACCAACAAUUAUUGUGACUUUUAUGCUUGUAUAACCUAUAGAAUAUAUACGUAUAUAUGUAUACAUGUACAUACUUCCCACUUUUAUAAAGUGCUAUACUGCAGUAACAAUAAGUAUUUUACUCGGACUACAUUACCUGUGUAAUGACAGAGGCAAAUGAGUUUUUAAUGGUGGUUCCAACUGAAGGAAUAGUUUGACAUUUUGACAUUUUCGCUCAUGAGAAGACUGAUACCACUCUCAUGUCUUUAUGAUUAAUAUUUAGCCACAGCCAGAGAUGAUUAGCUUAUCUUAAAGACUGAAAACAGCUAAUUGUCUUUAUCUGAAGGUGACAGAAUCCACCUGUCAGCAACUCUGAAACUCACUAAUUAACAUGUUAUAUGUUGUUUGUUUAAUCCAUAAGAAAAACAGAUUGUUAAAGUGACAAUUUGUGGUUUGUGGUGGUUGCUACAGCCACCAGCUAACAGGCUAUGGGAAAACUGGCCAAAAUCAUAAAAUAUAGCACAUUAAUUCUUGACUUUAGAGGUGCUGGCAGGCGGAUUUUCUUACCUUUAGACAGAGCCGAGCUAGCUGUGUCCAGUCUUAAUGCUAUGCUAUGCUAACUAGCUGCUGGCUGUUGCUUUAUAUUUAACAGACACUAGAGAGGUAUUGAUUCGAGCAAAACUAUUCAAACUAUUCUUUUUCUGUGGAAAUCAUAUUCAGCUACCAAACGACUACACUUCCUUAUGCUAUUUGAUACCUGAGUGUGUUUGAAUGUGUGUAAGCAUGUGUGUGUGUGUGUGUGUGUGCUGUGUGCACAAUGACUUGCACUUCUUCAGCUGGAGUGUUUUGCACACUUGUGUACAGAAAACAGGCGACGUCUGCACAGUAUCAUUUUACCACUAUUCACAAAGGUGAGUCAUAAUAUUCUGUAAGAAAACGGAAAUCAUGUGUUUGCUGCCAUUGAUGUAACACGUUAACGUCACGUUAACGCCGCCGCUUCCACCAAUAAAUCGAUUUCCUUCUUCA
Molecule: messenger RNA, 3569 nt
Organism: Chelmon rostratus (copperband butterflyfish)
Lineage: Eukaryota; Metazoa; Chordata; Actinopteri; Chaetodontiformes; Chaetodontidae
Gene: ednraa
Product: endothelin receptor type Aa
Exons: 8
Coding region: 270-1613 (447 amino acids)
Biological process (GO): regulation of blood pressure; G protein-coupled receptor signaling pathway; enteric nervous system development
Cellular component (GO): membrane
Molecular function (GO): endothelin receptor activity
Source: RefSeq, a predicted model, not a curated record